Nematocida homosporus is the source of this 3117-nucleotide messenger RNA. RefSeq lists its product as uncharacterized. NCBI's taxonomy places the organism in Eukaryota, Fungi, Microsporidia. Bases 1 to 3117 code for a protein of 1038 amino acids. The transcript has a single exon. The record is from RefSeq and is a predicted model, not a curated record.
AUGUUCGAUCAAGAAAUGAUUAUUGGUGGUGCUGUCAAAGUUAGGCGUUGCAAAAUGAUUGUGUGGUGGUGUGCUUUUUGGUUGUACCUCUUGUUGAUGCUGUAUUGGGUUCGUGGAGUUGAGUGGGUUGAAGGGUUAGAUAGGCCUACUCGUCCUGGUUGGUCGGAAUCGGAAAAGAUGGUGGAGACUAUGCAAUCAAUUGGGUUUGUGUUCGAUACACCGUGGCCAACAGUGUGGAUUACAUCUUACAUUUGUUGCUCUCCUACACAACCGGUGGAUGCUAGUAAUCCAGAGCCGAGUCCUUCUAGUACAACACCACAUAUUCAGUAUCUAGUAAGAUGUUGGAAUGAUUGUCUUUCCUUUAAACUGCCGACUUACUCUGAUGUGAAAGCGGCGGAAGUAGCGUUGGCUAAGUUGAGAACAAUUGAUCUUAUUAAGGUCGACCGGGCUUUUGUGACCUAUAGAAAGGGCAAUCCUAGUUGUCAACACGAGAAUCUGCUAAUUUUAUCUCGAGUUGUUAAUGUGCUUGACUGUACGCGCCUGGAAAUUCGCAUGGAUUCUUCUUUGAAACAGGAAGUGCCUGCUGCUCAGCUGACUUUGGCCUUAUGCUUGAAAGAAGCACGAGCUAUUGUUGACCAAGCAACAUACCACGCAGAAUGCUGGCUCAGAUUUGCCUCUAAAUCAAAGAGUAAGACUCUGGAUCUGACAUCCGUUGGUGUUGUCUUGUUACGGCCUAUUUCUAGUGUUUUUAUUGAGAAGGAUGAGUUCCAGGAUAUCUCUUAUUUAUCUCGGUUGCCACUAAUGGAGAACUACGUACUCUACUUCAGAUGCUUGCCUAGUGUUGUUAAUCUUGAUUUGGGGUUUCUCCAUUUGUCCUCCCCUAAAUGCAGUCGGAUUGUUAUUGAAACUAUCACGAGCAUAAAGAUAAAAGUAACAGGUCUUGAGAAUGCCACGGCCAACCACCCAAAGCUGGUGCUGGAAACUAACUGGAUGGUUCUUAAAUACCUGGCUGAGCACAACAAGUCCCAGAUCCGAGUUCAUACUAUUUUGGAUCUUUCCAUCGACUCGGAAUCUAUCCAGGCAAUGACACAACCUCUUUUAGACCAAAUACCAGUCGAGCCUUGCAUCAUUGCAACUAACAUCAUUCUUAAAGUUCCUGCUAGGAUGCCAUGCCACCCCCUGAGCUACUACUCUGAAAUAUACAACCGAGAGGCCUUUGCCAAAAACGGUAUCUUAAUUGAAGGCGUCCAGAUCAGCUACGUCUUCGAUCGAAGCGAUCUGUAUCGCACUUUGCAUACGCUUGUCAAAAUCGGCGCUUUAUCGAUCAUGCCAGAAAGUGUUAUGAUGAAAGAGGUUAUAUGUUGUGGCCAGGAACUCAAUCAGCUUGACUGGGAACUUCAAGAACCAGUCACUGUUUGCCUUGAUGAAUCAAAUAUAGACUCCUAUCUUGCCGACUACAACUCCUUUUAUACAUGCUUCUGCCAGAAUAUACGCUACCAAACACUUGAGAUUACUGGGGAGGGGUUUCCGUCCAAAGGCAGUGUGAAGAGGUGCAUUGCCCUUCUAAACUUGUUUCGGAACAUUAGUGCUCGGAAGCUUAAGAUUGCAGAUAUUCGCGAUAGCAACAAAGCUGUCAACAGAUUUGAUCUGACUAUCUUAGAAGCAGAGUUAGACCAGGCUCCCAGAUACCGUUUUGAUAUUGACAGUUUGUUGCUAUGUGAUGUCGAUGAACAGAUAAUUUAUUGGAUAUUUGGCCACUACGAAUUUAGCCGCUCAGUUGAAGUAUGCAUUCAAAACCAGCACUUUAAAAACCUGGCCAUUACACAGAUUCUUUGUCAUCCAGUCGGUCAUAAUAUCUCCUCGCUUGUAAUCAAUGACUUAUGCCAUCUAAAUGAACUCACCCGGGCCAAAAAACGGCACAACAUCAAAGGAUUCUCACUAUUCAAGCAUAUUGAAGCAGCCCAAAAAGACGGCAAAACACCCAAAGAUCUUAACCUACACAAACUAAUCUUGCAAUUAGAUAACACUGCCUCUAAGUCGUAUCAUAAAGUCCUAACUGAGCUUCUGGGUUAUGACAUUCAAUUCUCAGCUAUGCCACUUAAAACCUACAUUGCCUGUAUAACAGCCACCAGCCAAAACCAUCCUAUCUUUAACUGCAUAAAGGACUUUUCGCUUUAUGAAGUCACAUUAGAGGUCUUAACAACCGAUUUCAUCUCUUGUCACUCCAAAGAUCAGACUCAGCUAAGCUUAAUCCAAAAGAAACCGGUUGAAACACUAACAUUACGAUUCAGUACCAAGCAAUUUCUCACCGAAGUCGACCUGGUAACUAUUAUCCGUUGGAUUUCCUGCCGAUUCACUAGUCUAACUACUUUACGACUAAUUAAUGCAAAGGUAACCGAAAGUGUGCAGAGAACAAUAUCUUCACGCGAUUACAUAUUUAUUGGUCUGGAUCUACUCAGUAGUAUUCGCUUAGAGGAUGUAAAUUCAUCGGGCACCGCAAUCGAAUUACUAACCAAAAGAUACAGCCUUGUCUUAAUAGCAACAGCUUCUAAUGUCACACCCGCAUUCACCAUCGUACCACACCAAAUCAUCAUCCAACUCCUCUCUCAAUUAAGUCAACUUGAUGACCACAUGGCCACACAUACACUCCCCGACCCAAACAUCCAAAAGAUCCUAGCUCACCUCAAAGAAAGCCCAACUCUAAUUGAGUGCCCAUUGUGCUGUAAAGAGCUUUGUAUGACCAUUACAAAGAAGAAAGAGGCAGACAAUCCAUCCGAUGAUCGCUUCACCACAAUUUGUUAUCUUGAAUGUGGCGGACCAAUCUGUAAUCUAUGUGUAGCUGGUAUUCAUAAUAUAGCUGGUGAUACUUGCCCAUACUGCCGGAAACCAAAUCUAACUGCACCUGCUCGACAACUUAUAAGUGCACCACUAUCCAGCUUUGUCUUUGCCGACAGCCGUACUACUACACCAAGACUCAACCAGAACUGGCUCAAUACUUUAGUCUGGCCAGACAACCAGAUAUACUUAUACUUCGCCUAUAAACACCCGAUCCACAUUCCCGCCGAUCUUGAUAAAGAGAUAAUCUAUGACCCCAAUCAUCCCAUUCACAUUAUUUAA